Messenger RNA from Notolabrus celidotus (New Zealand spotty), 2602 nucleotides. RefSeq names its product inositol hexakisphosphate kinase 2-like. The coding region runs from base 373 to 1845 and encodes 490 amino acids. Gene Ontology annotation, molecular function: inositol hexakisphosphate kinase activity. Gene Ontology annotation, biological process: inositol phosphate biosynthetic process; phosphatidylinositol phosphate biosynthetic process. Lineage: Eukaryota; Metazoa; Chordata; Actinopteri; Labriformes; Labridae. The record is from RefSeq and is a predicted model, not a curated record. The transcript is spliced from 8 exons. Gene Ontology annotation, cellular component: cytoplasm; nucleus.
UGGCAUCCGGACAGCUGCAUCCGGAACAGCGGACCAAUCAGAGGGAUACAGUCUAUGAUCCAAAAAAUGCACGCACGAAAGCAAAGCGAGGGUACGUUGAGAAACUGUGGAGGAAGAGGUAAUUUGCAGGGAGAGGGAGCCCGGCGGGGGGUUCCCUUGAAGGUGUUUAAGCUUCAGGUGUUCUUCAGCCAGCUUGUUGGAUUGAGACCAAGCUUUUCUCAUUGUCAGGCCCAGCACCCGAAACCCUAGGAGUCUCUCAGCCCUCUCCAUCUCCCUGCUUAUGUAUCAUCUGCAUGGCUUACUAUCAAGGUACAGAGCUUUAGCCUGCGUGAAAAGGGGACUGCAUGGCAGCGUGGUUGGAGAGAGAGGAGGAUGGGUCCAGCUGUAGAGACUCAGACCCAGAAGGCCAUGGAUGCAGAGCAAAAAAUGCAGCAGCACCAGAACCAGCUGCAGCACCAGCAGUGUUACAUGGAGAAAGGGGUGAUGCUUGAGCCCUUCAUACACCAGGUGGGGGGACAUUGCUGCGUCCUGCGUUUCGGGGAGCAGACAAUCUGCAAGCCUCUGGUCCCCCGGGAACAUCAGUUCUACAAGAGUCUGCCUGCUGCAAUCAGGAGGUUUACCCCCCAGUACAGAGGUGUGGUGUCGGUGAGCUUCGAGGAGGAUGAAGAGGGGAAUCUUUGCCUUAUUGCUUACCCCCUCAGGAAUGAUCGAGCAGCAGAUCUGGAGAACCAGGACCCCUCGGUUGACUGCGAGACCAAAACUGGGAAAAUUAUUUCCUCAUCAGUGCUCGUGGACAGCGAAAACUACAACAAAGAUUCUCGAAGCCGCCACUCUCGUAAAGACAAGGACAAGAGUGUUCACAAGCUGCAGGGAGAUGUGGGGCUGGAGUGGCUGCGGCAGGCCGAGGUGCUCUACUACAGACUGGAGCGCAGUCAUAGUGACGCUGUACCACAGCUCAAACACAAUCCCUGGAGCCUCAGCUGUCAACAGCAGCACCUGCAAAGAAUGAAGGAGAACUCAAAGCACCGCAACCAAUACAAGUUCAUUCUGCUAGAGAACCUUACGUGGCGGCACACACUGCCAUGUGUGUUGGACCUGAAGAUGGGCACACAGCAGCAUGGAGACGAUGCCACAGAGGAGAAGAAGGCCAAGAAGAUCAGCAGGUGCCAGCAAAGCACAGCAUCUUCGCUUGGAGUCUGCCUCUCUGGCAUGCAGGUGUACCAGUCAGACACAGGGCAACUGAUGUUUAUGAGCAAGUUCCAUGGCCGCAGACUAACACGACAGGACUUCAAAGAAGCUUUGUUCCAGUUCUUUCACAGUGGACAGCGUCUGCGACAUGAACUUCUCUCCCCGGUGCUGCACAGGCUUAGAGACAUGCAAGCUGCCCUACAGGCCUGUGAAUCCUACCGCUUCUACUCCAGCUCCCUGCUCAUCAUCUACGACGGAGCCCACCAAAGGCACACACGCCAGCACAAUGAGGACAGCCUCUCUGAAGAAGAUGAGGACGAAGAAGAGGAUGAUGAGGUAGAGGUUGAACCAGAAAAGGAAGAGGAGGAGGAGGAGGUGGAUGAAGUAGCAGAUGCACUUGGUUUUUCUCACAGCCCUUCUACGGCUAGCGAAGCCAGCAGCAGUAGCGGGUGCUCCAGUAUCAGCCAGGCUCGUUUGUCUCGCUCGGGCCCCCGCAGCCCAGACGUGGAUGUGCGGAUGAUAGACUUUGCCCACACCACCUGCAAAUAUUACCAGGAGGACAGAGUGGUGCACGAGGGUCUGGACAGUGGCUAUAUGUUUGGUCUCCAGAACCUGAUCACCAUCAUCUCUGAGCUGGAGAACCACAGCACGGACUAAAGACUGACAUGGUUCACAAACUCAGACCUAGAUACUCAAUAACACACAUACUUUUGAAGAAAAGAAGAGGACUGGACUACAGAAGCAGAGACAUUUCUUGUCUCCACUUCAAAAUAAGACCUUGUUGUAGCUUUCAUUCUAGUGGACCCUGUACCUGUUCCUGCCAUUGGUGCUUCUUGAUGUUGUGUGUGUCCGUCUUUGGGAUAUGGAACAGACCUGCGCAUAACAUAGAUGAGCCAUCUGUGUGACUGAUGCAGUGAUUUACCAUCGUCAUCAUUCUCUUUGACCGGGUUCAACGUUAGGACAAAAGGGGUAGGCAGCAAAUAAAAGCAGUUUCAGAUAUGAGAUAGUAGAGAUGUUUUCCUUGUGUCUGAUUCCAAAGAAAGUGUCAGCAUUUUGCACGCACAAACAUGCACUCAAACAAGUUCUGUUGAACAUGCGUGUUUGGACUGGGAAAGGGCUUUGUGAUGGAGAAAGUUGUAUGUGUGAGGAGAAGACAUUGAGCUUUGGUCUGUUCAUUCUUCACUCAAAGAGGCUAUAUUCAUAUAGAAAUCAGAGACAGAUAUAGAGUUACUUUUUAUUUUACAUGUUUCAUAAAUAAACUAAAAACGGGAAUGGGCAGUGUUACAUUCCAUGUUAUUAAUGUUAUAAUAAUAAUAUUAGUAUUGUUAUUUGACAUGUUUGGAUACCUCUAUCUUGUAUGUUUGUGUUGUCCACAGUCUCUUGGGAAAGAAAUUAAAGACUUGGGUUUGUUCUA